Messenger RNA from Solanum stenotomum, 1574 nucleotides. Its product is annotated as DAR GTPase 3, chloroplastic. Gene Ontology annotation, cellular component: mitochondrion. The transcript has 9 exons. Gene Ontology annotation, molecular function: GTP binding; GTPase activity. Lineage: Eukaryota; Viridiplantae; Streptophyta; Magnoliopsida; Solanales; Solanaceae. The coding region runs from base 81 to 1193 and encodes 370 amino acids. The record is from RefSeq and is a predicted model, not a curated record.
UUUGCAUACCAACAAGCUUUACAAAGUAUAUGUUCAAAUGCCUUGUGCAGUGGUAAAUCUGAAGCGAUAAUCCGCAACCGAUGGCUACACAGUUCCCUGGUUUGUUGCUGAACAGCGCUGGCCUUACACUCGCCGGCGGCCGGUCUCUUAGUUGCCGGAACAAUCAACCACCGGCAGCCAUGUCCUCUGCCAAUCCUCCUUCUCUCUCUUCCACAAUUCAGGUUGUUGGUUGGAAAGGUGCUGGAGGGUCUGGCAGUCAGAAUUCAAAACUUUUUAAUUCUUUUGAAGACAUUCAAGAAGAAUAUGACUGGAAUGAUCUAGAAACCGAUCUUUACCAUUGGACAAAGACUUUACGACCAGUUCAGUGGUAUCCUGGUCAUAUCGCGAAAACUGAGAAAGAGCUCAAGGAACAGUUGAAAUUAAUGGAUGUUGUCAUAGAGGUUCGAGAUGCAAGAAUCCCGAUGUCCACAAGUCAUCCACAGAUGGACUCAUGGCUUGGCAACAGAAAGAGGAUUUUGGUUUUGAAUCGAGAGGAUAUGAUAUCAACUGCUGAUCGGAAUGCUUGGGCAACUUAUUAUGCUAAUCAAGGGAUUAAAGUUGUUUUCUCCAAUGGCCAGCUUGGAAUGGGAGCACUGAAGCUUGGAAGGUUGGCGAAAGCAUUAGCGGGUACUGUGAACAUAAAACGUAAAGCAAAAGGACUACUUCCUCGCCCAGUUCGAGCUGGUGUAGUUGGGUAUCCAAAUGUUGGUAAGUCAUCUCUGGUAAAUCGUUUGCUGAAGCGCCGGAUGUGUGCUGCAGCCCCAAGACCAGGUGUUACCAGAGAGCUGAAGUGGGUCCGUUUUGGGAAAGAUCUAGAGCUACUGGAUUCACCUGGCAUAAUUCCUAUGAGGAUCAGUGAUCAGACAGCAGCAAUAAAGCUUGCCAUAUGUGAUGAUAUUGGAGAGAGAUCUUAUGAUGCUGCAGAUGUUGCAGCCAUUCUUGUACAGAUGCUUUCAAGGCUUCCAACUGUUGGUAAUAAAGCUCUUUGUGACCGCUACAAGAUUGAGGCAGAUGGGCGCUGUGGUAAAAUAUUUGUUCAGAAGCUGGCUGUUCAGUUAUUUAAUGCGGACAAUAAUCAAGCAGCAUUUCGUAUUUUGCAAGAUUUCCGAAAAGGGAAAUUUGGUUGGAUAGCACUAGAGCGGCCACCCAAGUAGACCUGUGCGUUUCAGACCUUGUUCUAGUGCUUUCAUGUUAUAUCAGUUAAAGCUUGCGGAAAAUUCUUGGAAGCUUCUCUAAAUCAACAUAGAAGUACCUAGACGGAAAAACCCAGGAAGAAGCUAAGCUGUUCGCAUCUCAUGGAAACACCUGCAAGCUAGAAAGGUAUAUAUAUGCCACUGAACCUACUCAAUGAAGCUACAUAUGGUGUAAUUGGUUCUUGAGUUCCAUUAGCGUCAGCAAUGAUGACUUUGGUUUAUAAUCGUCAGUUGUAACUGUUAUCUUCAGACGAUUAAAUUAUAGUUUGGCUACAAUUCCAUCAGUUGGAAUUUGCUGAAACAUUUCAACUUUAGUUAUCUACCUGCUGUAAAUAUGAAGGU